This is a messenger RNA of Hemibagrus wyckioides, 3250 nucleotides long. RefSeq names its product ANTXR cell adhesion molecule 1b (gene antxr1b). The record is from RefSeq and is a predicted model, not a curated record. Bases 129 to 2087 code for a protein of 652 amino acids. Lineage: Eukaryota; Metazoa; Chordata; Actinopteri; Siluriformes; Bagridae. The transcript has 18 exons. Gene Ontology annotation, cellular component: membrane. Gene Ontology annotation, molecular function: signaling receptor activity.
CUGUCCGGGCUUUACAAGCAGCUGCAGCAGGAAUCAAACACACACGUCCCUUCUCAGAGCUGCACUCAAUUUUCUUUCUUUCUUUCUCUCUUUCUUUCUCUCUCUCUCUCUCUCUCCAUGCUGGAAUAAUGUGUGUAUGUUGUGUCAAGGUGUGUGUGCUGAUGUUUGUGUUGAUUGGGGGCAGCGCUGGACAGAGUUACGGACCCUCAUGUUACGGUGGAUUUGACCUCUACUUCGUCCUGGAUAAGUCUGGAAGCGUUCAGCAUCACUGGAAUGAGAUUUAUUACUUCGUGGAUCAUCUGGCGCACAAAUUCAUCAGUCCAAAGCUCCGGAUGUCCUUCAUCGUUUUUUCGACAGAGGGCAGAACCCUGAUGAAGCUCACAGAAGACAGGGAUCAGAUACGAGCCGGACUAGAGGAACUACAGAGAGUUUUACCAGGUGGAGACACUUUCAUGCACAAAGGCUUCGAGCGGGCAAGCGAGCAGAUCUACUAUGCGAGUGGUGAUGGUUAUCGAAUAGCGAGCGUUAUCAUCGCUCUGACAGACGGAGAGCUGCGCGAGACGCAGUUUGAUCUGGCAGCGCGAGAGGCGGGACGCUCGCGCCAGCUUGGUGCCACGGUGUACUGCGUGGGCGUGAAGGACUUUAAUGAAACGCAGCUGGCUACAAUCGCUGGCAGUGAAGAUCAUGUUUUUCCUGUGAAUGAUGGAUUUGAGGCGCUGCAAGACAUCAUCGACUCAAUCCUGAAGAGAUCAUGCAUAGAAAUAUUGUCCGUUGAACCUUCAACUAUAUGCGCCGGAGAAUCCUUUCAGGUGGUGGUGAGGGGAAACGGUUUCCUCCACGCGAGAGACAAGAGACGAGUGUUGUGCAGUUUCCGCAUCAACGACACCUUCACCAUCAUGGAGAGGCCUCUGGUUGUAGAAGACACAUACUUGCUUUGUCCAGCUCCUGUGCUGAUGGAGGAGGGAACAUCUGCUUCUCUCUUCGUCAGCCUGAACGACGGCAUAAGUUUCAUCUCCAGCUCAGUCAGCAUCUCAGCUCACGGCUGUGUGAAUACGGUACGAACUCUCAGCACCUCCGCCAGCACCGAGCUCACCACUGUGGUCCUGCAGGACAAUGACAUUCCUCCACCGUCAGUGUGUACAAUGGACGGGACGGUUUUAGCCAUCGCUCUACUCGUCCUGCUGCUGUUGGUGAUUCUGAGCCUGAUUUGGUGGUUCUGGCCGCUCUGCUGCACUGUGGUUAUCCAUGAACCACCUCCACCUGUAAUAGAGGAAAGCUCGGAUGAAGAAGAAGACGACGAUGGCUUCCUAAAGAAAAAAUGGCCGACCGUGGACGCGUCCUAUUACGGAGGAAGAGGAGUAGGAGGCAUCAAGCGCAUGGAGGUGCGGUGGGGUGAUAAGGGGUCGACAGAAGAGGGAGCAAAACUAGAGAAAGCGAAGAAUGCUCGAGUGACGUUGCCUGAAGUGGAGUACGAGUUCGAGUUUGCACCUUCGCGCACUCUCAAUAACGGCACACGCAAACCCAUCCAUCGCCCCAAAUGGUACACACCCAUAAAGGGCAAGCUGGACGCUCUGUGUGUGUGGCUGAGGAGAGGAUACGAUCGUGUUUCUGUGAUGAGGCCUAAACCUGGAGAAAAGGGUCGCUGUAUGAACUUCACCAGGGUGAAAUCCUACCCUCCACCUCGCUAUCCACACAAUAACAUCACCAAGAACAAAGACAGCUCGGGACACAUCUACAGUUUACCCCUCAAUUCCACCCCACCUGCCCCAAAAUGCCAACUGCCUCCCACUCCAAACUGCAUGUACUCUGGCCACUCUUCAUACCCUGACCACGACUUCUCCUACCCCUCCUACCCGUCUCCAUCCCCGACCUCCUCUCUUCCUCCUCUCCCCUCCACUCCGCCCCCUUCUACCAUCACUCCACCUCCAUACUCUCCUCCGCCUACUAGAUCCCCACCCUCCCUCCUAGCCCCACCCCCUUCUCCUCCAAGUUUUCAGUCUUCGAAUUGUCUGGCUCCACCUCCUUAUUCAGCUCCAGCCAUGCGAGCCCCUCCUCCAUCCCGCCCACCACCACGACCCUCUAUCUAAAAGGGAGGGGCUACUGAACUGAGGAGGAAAUUGCGAGCUGCGCUUCGUUCCUGUUUCGAACGUCAACAUCCUGACAUCACAUGAGUGGAGCAACUUCAGUGCAUUAUGGGUAUAUGUUCCUGAAGACUUCAAGGAAUCACGAGAUACUUCAAUUGCUUCCAAUCUUACUCUGAUCCCUUUGGGGGGAAAACAAAACGAUUGCAUGACCAUCAUGUCUCUGGAAGUGUGGAAUGGAGAGAUGGAUUGGAGCUAGGAAAGGUGGAACAUUCCUAAUUAAGCACAUUGAUGGAACAUUUGGAUUGUAACUACCAGCUAAUGAUGUAAUGGUGUUACAGCAGCUGACCAAUCAGAAGCUUGGCUCAAGUCGUACGAAGUAGAACCUCACACGCAUUACAUUACACUCCUGUCUUCUUUGCAUUUCUCCACUCUUUCGACUUUUCCUUCAUUCAUUCGUUUUUCCUCUCCAUUCUUUCAGCACAGCCUUGUUUUUCUACAUUCUUAAUCCAUGCAUUUAUUAUUAUUUUUUCCCCCCAGCAUUUCAACUUUCAUUCCUUUCCUGUAAAUCCUGCCAUUUUUUAUCCCUCCAUUUUCCUUUACUUUCUUCCACUCCAUCAUUCCUCCAAUUUUUCUUUCUCGGUCAUGUUCUGCAUAAAUUUUCUUUCCUCCACAUCCCAGACUCUCAGCUUUUUUUUUUCUUCCAGUCAGCGUUCGUUUGCACAAAUCUUUAAAGUAAUAAAGAUGGGAGAGGAUGAUGUAAAGGUGAAGUGAGGUGUUCAUUUUGUAUAAAACUUUCAAAUGUGUAUAUACAGCAGUAUCGCCUUUCGGACAGAAACGCAAUAAACGUUGGCAAAUGUCGCUUUUAGUUACUGAUAAUGUUACAUCGAGUAAUAUAAUCAUAAAUGAAGCAUUUCUGAUAUGGGCGGAGGCUGCAGCAGUGCCGAGCUUAUUGGCUACACAGUUUUUCUCAGUCCUUAUUUCUGAAAACUUGCUACCUGUAUAUUCUGGAUGCUUGUGAAAAUAUGUUCCUAGCACUUUCUAUGUGACGAUUCGGUUCGGGCAUUAAUGUAACACGCGGCAUGUUUUUGUACAUUUCUAACUUAACCUGAUCACACCAUGUAACUGUACAAGUUCGUUUUGUUUUUUAAAUAAAAAAUAAACCAGCA